This is a messenger RNA of Zymoseptoria tritici IPO323, 723 nucleotides long. RefSeq lists its product as uncharacterized. The record is from RefSeq and is a predicted model, not a curated record. The transcript has a single exon. NCBI's taxonomy places the organism in Eukaryota, Fungi, Ascomycota, Dothideomycetes, Mycosphaerellales, Mycosphaerellaceae. Bases 1 to 723 code for a protein of 240 amino acids.
AUGAGCCAACUCGCCUCUACCAAGGUCUUCGCUAUCCCAGAGCUACUGGAGAUGAUCCUCCUCCAACUCUCCUCCACAAAGCCGACCAAGCACAACAACUCCACCCACACCACCACCGACUCCGGCAUCUCAUACGAUGUCGUUCACCAACUCCACGCGGUGCGCCGCGUGAACUGCACCUUCAACCGCGAGAUCCUGGGCAACAUGCUCCUCGCCCAGCGCAUGCUCCUCGAACCAACUCCACAAGUCACCGCACGCAACGAGGUGGUGCACGCUACCCGGCCACUCCGCUGGUUCCUCAACCACAUCGGCCUCGGAGAAAUCACCUCACCCACGUACGCCGACUUCCGCGAUGGCUUCAUCGAUAUCCCCACCAUCCGAACCCACGACUUUGCCACUGGUCCUCGCCGAGAGUGCUUGAAAAGCAUCACCAAGGACGAAGCAUCGUGGAAGCAGCUCAAGUGGCUGGAGGCGCCCACGCCGUGCGACCUUCUCGUCGCCUUCAACGUCCAGUUCGCCACCCGCGGUCCAAGAGCCACCGGCUACAAGCCAAAGGACCUGAGGUGCUACCAGCAGCGAUUUGUGUUCCACUCCGGGGAUGUAUCGACACUCGGCGACGUCUGGAACUUCAUGGUCGAUUACGUGAAGCUAAGCCGAGAAGCACACUGGAAGAACUACAAGGAAUGGCAGCAGGAGGAGGCGGGAAAUGAUUGGGAGGGUUGA